This is a messenger RNA of Rhinocladiella mackenziei CBS 650.93, 1539 nucleotides long. RefSeq names its product glycerol kinase. The record is from RefSeq and is a predicted model, not a curated record. Gene Ontology annotation, cellular component: mitochondrion. The coding region runs from base 1 to 1539 and encodes 512 amino acids. Lineage: Eukaryota; Fungi; Ascomycota; Eurotiomycetes; Chaetothyriales; Herpotrichiellaceae. Gene Ontology annotation, molecular function: glycerol kinase activity. Gene Ontology annotation, biological process: triglyceride metabolic process; glycerol-3-phosphate biosynthetic process; glycerol metabolic process. The transcript has 3 exons.
AUGGGUAGUAUGCAAGAGGUCUUUGUUGGUUCAAUUGACCAGGGAACCACAAGUUCACGAUUCUUGAUCUUCAACAAGCAAGGCGAACCUGUGGCUUCCCAUCAACUCGAGUUCAAGCAGAUUUACCCUCAGCCUGGCUGGCAUGAACAUGAUCCUCUUGAGAUCGUAUCGUCAGUCGAAAAGUGCAUUGAUGGCGCGGUCAAGCAAUUUGAAACCCAAGGUCACAACGUAAAUACCAUCAAGGCAGUUGGUAUCACCAAUCAACGUGAGACUACCGUGGUUUGGAACAAGGAAACCGGAGAGCCACUGUACAACGCAAUUGUCUGGACCGACACCCGUACCCAAGCCUUGGUCCGAAAGCUGAAGCAACGUCUUGGGGCUGACAAGCUCACUGACAUCUGCGGGAUACCUCUUUCUACCUAUCCAUCAGUGGGCAAGCUCCUUUGGCUACUUGAGAAUGUACCACAGGUCAAUGAAGCACACGACAAGGGAGUUCUCGCCUUUGGGACCAUAGACACUUGGCUCGUGUACAAGUUGAAUGGAGGCCCCAAACGAAAUAUCUUCGUCUCCGAUCCCUCCAACGCAUCCCGAACCAUGUUCAUGAACCUCAAGACACUGAAUUAUGAUGAAUCCCUGCUCGACUUUUUUCGAAUUGACACCACGAAAAUUUAUCUUCCCCAAAUCGUUCACUCUUCCGACUCUUCUGCGUAUGGCUCGCUAGCCUCGACCAUCUUGAAAGGCGUUCCGAUCACUGGUUGUUUGGGAGAUCAAUCCGCGGCCCUUGUAGGCCAGAAGGGCUUCACACCGGGUCUCGGAAAGAACACGUAUGGAACAGGCAGUUUCAUCCUUUACAAUAUUGGAAAUAAGCCGAUUAUUUCCACCCACGGUCUCCUGACCACUGUCGCAUUUGAUUUCGGUGGCAACAGCACGCCAAUGUACGCCCUUGAAGGUAGUAUUGCGGUGGCAGGAUCUAGCGUCAAGUUUCUGGUGGAGAACUUUGGCUUCAUCGAGUCCUCGAGUAAGAUCAGCCAAUUGGCCGAGACGGUCGAAGACAACGGUGGUGUCACCUUCGUCACUGCCUUCAGCGGUCUCUUUGCCCCGUAUUGGAUUGACGAUGCUCGUGGCACCAUUUUCGGUAUCACCGCAUACACGAAGCAGGGCCACAUUGCCCGCGCGACCUUGGAAGCGACAUGUUUCCAAACCAAGGCCAUCUUGGUAGCCAUGGAGAAGGACAGCGGCCACGAGCUCAGCGAAUUGGCCGUCGACGGUGGCAUGUGCAAUUCGGAUCUCUGUAUGCAGACUCAAUCCGAUCUCAUCGGCAUUCCGGUCAGGCGACCGGCGAUGCGUGAGACUACGGCGCUGGGCGCUGCCAUUGCAGCAGGACUUGCUGUGGGUGUCUGGGAGAGCAUUGAAGAGCUUGGGGACGUCAACACUGAAGGGAGCACAAUCUUCAAGCCGGCUAUCAGCAAAGAAGAAAGCGCGUCGCGUUUCAGCCGAUGGGAAAAGGCUGUAGAAAUGAGCAAGGGAUGGGCCAACUGA